ACAUAUUUGUUUAUAAUGUGGUAAAUUGACAUUUUUAAAGGGUUAAAAUAACCCUGAAAAUAUUAACCCGUUUAUUCCACCACAGACUAAUCUCCAGUGAUCGAUUGUUCGGUUGCAGUUAUUGGUGCUAAAGGUGGCACAACCAGAUUUUAAGUUGAAGGCGGGCAAAUCGUUUUUCACAUUGGUGAUAGGUUUAAAAACUGUAUUGUGUGUUUACUCAGGUUGCCUUUGUUUUAUGUUGUAGACUCCUAGUAGGACGACUGAACUACUACGGGUGAGAUUUUGUCGGUAUGUCGUAUUAUACGAAUGCAUAAGAUAAUUAUUUCAUUAAAUGAUGAACUGAAAAUCAACUAAAUCACAUUUUCAUAUGAUAAAAGUUGUAGCAGAGGGGAGGGGGAGACGCAGAACGGAGAUUCUAUAGAAUGGCGUUUCCAUGGAGAGGUGGUUGUGACGUCACUGGAAACAGAACGCAAAUUCUUUUCUACAAGAUUAAUAAGAAGGCAGAGAGGCUCAUUGUUUCAUUGAACUCGACAUUGACGAGGUGUUUCAGACCUGUUAAGGAGUAAGACAUAAUGUUUACUUUUUUGUAAAUGCAAGCGUUUUACAAGCUUCGCAGCUUCUGGAGCUGAAGCCAAUGUAGCUGGAGCUAACGAUGUCCAAAAGUGUGAAGUUGAGGAGCCGAGUAGGAAAGCCUUUGAAGGCACAGCUGUCCACAAAGGACGAGACCUCCAAUCUGAAGGACCAAGUAAAAAUACUGCAAGGCUCUUUGGAGAAGUUGGAGGGACAAGUCCACAAGACUCGCCGCAUGUUUAAAAAGAAAUUGAAGUCCUUUAUGGCUGAAGAUAAGAAGAUAGUUAAGAUUGUUGUAGCGUCCACCGCUCAGCAGGAGUAUGAAAACUCCAUCAUGAAGACUCAAUUAAAAACACUGCAAGGGUCAGUGGAGAAGUUGGAGGGACUCCAUAAGACUGACCACAUAGAAGAAAAGAAAUUGAAGGAGCAGGAGCAAAAGUUGCAGAAAUCCCUAAUCCUUUGUUACGACUACAAAGAGACUAGGGAUACUCUGGAGCAGGAGAACUCCGACCUGAAGGACGAAGUGAAAACACUGCAAGCGUCAGUGGAGACGUUGGAGGGACAACUCCAUGAGACCCACCUCAUGCAUGAAAGGAAAUUGAAGUCUUCUCUGGCUGAAUCUGAGGAGAGAAUUAAGAUUGCUCUGGAGUCCAACGCUCAGCUGGAGCGCAAGAACUCCAUCCUGAUGGAGCAGCUAAAAACACUGCAGGGCCCAGAGGAGAAGUUGGAGAGACGACUCUGUGAGACUCAUGAGACACGUGUCAAGUUAUUGAAGGAUACUCUGGAGCAAGACAACUCCGACCUGAAGGACGAAGUGAAAACACUGCACUGCUCACUGGACAGGUUGGAGGAAGAACUCCGUGACACUAACCGCAUGCUUGAAAAGAAAUUGAAGGAGCUCCAGAAAUCCCAAGUCCUUUGGUACCAAUCCGAAGAGACUAAGGAUACUCCGGAGCAGGAGAACUCCGACCUGAAGGACGAAGUGAAAACACCGCAAGCGUCAGUAGAGACGGUGGAGGGACAAGUCCAUGAGAGCCAAAGGUUUAAUGAAGAGAUACUGAACGAGCGGGAUCCAGAGCAGCAGAAAUACAUUACCCUUCUGUCCAAGUAUGAAGCCAUUAAGAGUGAAGCUCAGGAGAAUACUCUGAAUGCCAUUGCUGAGAUAGAGAAUAAGAAGUUCGCCCUGAUGAAACAACUGGGAAUUCUGCGGUACUCACUAGAGGACUGUGCUACGUUGCUUUAAAUCACACAGGACGCCCAAAGAAGUGGAAAAAAUCGCCAACCAAAAUUCCUGCACAUCGUUUAUCAUGAUGAACAUAAAAAAUAAGAAAUGAAACCUGAAUGAAAUAAAAAGAUGACUGUAUGAAACAUUUCGAAA
Messenger RNA from Ictalurus punctatus (channel catfish), 1948 nucleotides. RefSeq names its product polyamine-modulated factor 1-binding protein 1. NCBI's taxonomy places the organism in Eukaryota, Metazoa, Chordata, Actinopteri, Siluriformes, Ictaluridae. The record is from RefSeq and is a predicted model, not a curated record. The coding region runs from base 653 to 1813 and encodes 386 amino acids. The transcript is spliced from 11 exons.